AUGGGGCUCACCGCCGGUAGCCACCACCGUCGGCGAAGCUCCAUGCUCGCCGGGACAGGGCGAGUCUCACAGCCAGUGUCCACGGAGCGCAGAGAUGACAGCCUCUGGUCACAUGCCGAUGGAGGAAAUCACAAGCGCGAAGAGCAAGAGCCAUUGACAGCGGAAGAGGAUACUGAUGCGUCCGAUAUGUCGUCCGCUGCAGAGAGCUUGGAGCUAGACUUGAUGAGUUCCGAUGACGACCAAUAUGACGAGGAAACGGGACUCACAUCGAGCCAAAAACGCCAGCGACGCCGACGGAGAAACCAACGACGAAAGCUCGAUGCCCGAAUCGCAGAUACUAAAUCCCGAGGCGACAUUGAUAUGGACCGCAGCAUUGUUAGGAGAUUGGGCGUUAAUGCUGCAUUGAUCUUGAUGUGGUACUUCUUCUCGCUGUCCAUCUCAAUAUAUAACAAAUGGAUGUUCUCCGAGAGCGAUGUUGUCUUCCCCUUCCCUCUUUUCACCACGAGCUUACACAUGCUUGUUCAAUUCACGCUUUCCGUUAUAAUUUUAUGGAUCUUCCCGUCGCUCCGACCGCAACAUCCUCCGGUGUCUGCAGCAUCAUCCCCGGUGGAUGGCCCUGAAGAAAAGCCGCCGAUACUGACCAAAUUUUUCUAUUUUACUCGCCUUGUGCCAUGUGGUACAGCAACCUCGCUAGACAUUGGCCUCGGAAACAUGUCCUUGAAGUUCAUAUCCCUCACUUUCCUUACAAUGUGCAAGUCUUCUGCACUUGCUUUCGUUCUCCUAUUCGCAAUCCUCUUCCGCCUCGAAUCGCCUUCCGUCAAGUUGAUCUUGAUUAUUGUUACAAUGACAAUCGGUGUGGUGAUGAUGGUCGCAGGAGAGACCGCUUUCAAUGCACUUGGCUUCGCGCUUGUCAUUGCGUCCGCAUUCUUCUCAGGCUUCCGAUGGGCCUUGACCCAAAUUCUUCUGCUCCGCCAUCCGGCCACCUCAAAUCCAUUUGCGACACUCUUCCUUCUCACACCCGUCAUGUUCGUCACUCUUAUCGUCAUCGCGCUAUCCGUGGAAGGGCCUGUCGAGAUAUAUCAAGGUUAUCUUGUGCUUGCUGAGAAGCGUGGGAACCUGCUAGGCGCUUUCCUUCUCAUUUUCCCUGGCGUGCUUGCCUUCUGCAUGAUUUCAUCAGAAUUCGCGCUCCUUAAGCGCUCAUCGGUUGUCACAUUGAGUAUCUGUGGUAUCUUCAAGGAGGUCGUGACAAUUAGCGCAGCGGGUGUUAUCUUCCACGAUAAGCUCACUGCGGUCAAUUUGACUGGCUUGUUCGUAACAAUCAGCAGUAUUGGGGCAUACAACUAUAUGAAGAUUUCAAAGAUGCGCAAGGAUGCGCAAGAAGAAGCCUGGAGUCGCGAGUCGAGUCCACUCUCAGACACCGAGGAUGGCGACCAGAGCAGUGGCGGUGAGCAGCAACGGCAAGGAGACUACCGUCGUGUUGCGAUCCAGGAUGCUAGCAUUAUUAGCCCUGCGCCAGGUAGUCAGUUGAAUGACGAUCAAAAUGCAUCUCCUGCUGGUGAUCAGCGGCGCUCAUUCCGUGUGCGAGCCAGCGGCUCCAGACACAAAAGAGGCGCUCUCUCUAUUUCCACAUCUACAAUCCCCGAAGACGACGGUCCACCAUCUCCUCUACGAUCCGCCCCUCCCACUAUAACCACAAUGGCCCAAGCGGGAUUCCCUCAUCUGCAGCCCUCUAACGGCGAGGGAUCACCAGAUGCUCUGUCAACUUCGUCUCUUUCGCCUGUGCGGCAUUAA
Molecule: messenger RNA, 1791 nt
Organism: Penicillium nucicola
Lineage: Eukaryota; Fungi; Ascomycota; Eurotiomycetes; Eurotiales; Aspergillaceae
Product: putative nucleotide-sugar transporter
Exons: 2
Coding region: 1-1791 (596 amino acids)
Biological process (GO): UDP-glucose transmembrane transport
Cellular component (GO): cis-Golgi network; Golgi apparatus; endoplasmic reticulum-Golgi intermediate compartment
Molecular function (GO): antiporter activity
Source: RefSeq, a predicted model, not a curated record